Messenger RNA from Panicum hallii, 2109 nucleotides. Its product is annotated as serine/threonine-protein kinase RIPK-like. Gene Ontology annotation, molecular function: protein tyrosine kinase activity; ATP binding. Lineage: Eukaryota; Viridiplantae; Streptophyta; Magnoliopsida; Poales; Poaceae. The record is from RefSeq and is a predicted model, not a curated record. Bases 438 to 1829 code for a protein of 463 amino acids. Gene Ontology annotation, biological process: protein phosphorylation. The transcript is spliced from 4 exons.
AGGCGUUGGGCUGUCAGGUCAACGGUCAGCGAGGAGACAUGUCAUCCGGCCCGGCGGGGGAACGGAACGGAAGCCGAUCGAGCGCCUCCACGCGGGGAGGGCCGGCCGUGCCCGUCCAUCCCAUCCCGUGUUACCGGUGGCGGGCAGCACGGGCGCGAGAGAAAUGGUCUCUCUUCUCAUCGCCCGUCGUCCAUUUAUUCGGCAUGUUUGGUAGCUCGCCCCCCUCUACAAAUACUCCUCCGCCUCUUCCCAACUCCCCGGCCAGCAGCUAGCUCUCGACUGCUCCUCCAUUCCAGUCGAUCCUCCAUCCAGCGCCUGCAGAUUUAGCCUGCUCGCUUGCUUCGUCAACGGAUCGACCGCGGGUCAUCAGUUGAGGAGGAGUACGUCAACGGAUCCGAUCCAUCGGAGCGAGCUCGAAUUUGACAGACAGAUAGACCAUGGCGAGGUCGUCGUCGGCCAAGAAGAAGAAGCAGCACCAGGAGAAGCAGCUGUCGGCGUGGCGGUUCCUGUUCGGCGGGUGCCUGAUGGGCGGGGCCGGCGCGGCCGGGAGCGGGGAUAACAAGGUCCGCCCCGGCCCGCGGACGGCGGCGACGAAGCAGCCCCCGGCGGGGGCGGCGGGGCUGCAGCAGCGGCUGUCGGUGACGGACGUGAUGAGCACGUGCUCGGACCAGGACCUGUCGGUGUCGCUGGUGGGGUCGAACCUGCACGUGUUCACGGUGGGGGAGCUGAAGGCGGCGACGCAGGGGUUCGUGGACAGCAACUUUUUGGGCGAGGGCGGGUUCGGCCCCGUGUACAAGGGCGCCGUGGCGGAGGGCGCCAAGCCGGGGCUCCGGGCGCAGCAGAUCGCCGUCAAGCUCUGGGACCCCGAGGGCACGCAGGGGCACAAAGAGUGGCUGUCGGAGGUGAUCUUCCUGGGGCAGCUCCGGCACCCCAACCUGGUGAAGCUGGUGGGGUACUGCAGCGAGGAGGAGCACCGGCUGCUGGUCUACGAGUACAUGCCCAAGGGCAGCCUCGAGAACCACCUCUUCAAGACGUUCCCGCCCGUUCUGUCGUGGUCAACGCGGCUCAACAUCGCGGUGGGCGCCGCCAAGGGCCUCGCCUUCCUUCACGACGCCGAGAAGCCCGUCAUCUACCGGGACUUCAAGACAUCCAACAUCCUGCUCAACCCCGAGUACGAGGCGAAGCUGUCGGACUUCGGCCUGGCCAAGGACGGGCCGGAGGGCGACGACACCCACGUGUCCACCCGCGUGAUGGGCACCCACGGGUACGCGGCGCCCGAGUACAUCCUGACGGGCCACCUCACGGCGAAGAGCGACGUGUACAGCUUCGGCGUGGUGCUGCUGGAGAUCCUGUCGGGCCGGCGCGCGGUGGACAAGGCCCGGCCCAGCCGGGAGCGGCACCUGGUGGAGCACAUGCGCGCGUGGCUCAAGGACCCGCAGAAGCUGGCCCGGGUGAUGGACCCGGCCCUGGAGGGCGCGUACCCCGCCGCCGCGGCCCACCGGGCGGCGCUCGUGGCGUACCGGUGCCUGAGCGGGAGCCCCAAGAGCCGGCCGGACAUGUCCAGGGUCGUCGAGGACCUGGAGCCGCUCCUCGCCGUCACCGGCGACGACGACGCCGCGCCCGGCGAGCCGCCAGCGGCGGCGGGGGAGGAGGCGGCGAGGAAGGAGAGGGCGAGGAGGAGGGACGGCGAGCGGAGGGAGAAGCAGGGGCGGGCGCAGCAGGACAGGGGGGUGGCCAGGUCUCCCAAGAGGGCCGUCCCCAGGAGGCGGGCGCCGGGGCAGAGCCAGGAGUUCUGGGAGUGGCACAUGCCCGCGCAACCCAAAGCGUAGUAGCGGGGUAAAUACUACCAGCCUGUAGGCUUUGCUUUUUUUUUAACGGUGUGUUGUUGGUUCGUGUAAGAAACGAGGUGUAAAUUUAGGUGGUAGAUCCGUCCAUGUCGUCGAUGGAGUACGUAGUGAUUUUGUUCAGGGGCCGGGGUUCAGGAUUACUGCACCCCUGCUGUAAUCUGAGGCUGCAAUUCCUUGGUUUUCUUUAUUUUGGUCUGUAUCGGACUUGGCCUCCUUUCUUUCUUCUUUUCUUUCAGUAGUUCUUCUUCUUUUGUUGUUACUC